AUUGUUAUUCAGACUUUUGUUUAAUUAUUUUGCUAAUCAUUUAUAUUUAUAUCGUAUGGAUUGAGAAAUUAAUGUUUAAAUUUAAUAAGAGAUGAUUGAUUGAUUAAUUAAUUACCUUUAUUAACAAUGCCUGACAUAAAUAUAAAUGGAGUUAUGGUCAAUUUUCCUUUUGAACCUUAUGAGGUGCAAAAGGUAUUUAUGUCUAAAGUACUUGAAUGUUUACAAAAUAGGAAGCAUGGAGUACUUGAAUCACCAACAGGAACUGGAAAAACUCUUUGUCUUUUAUGUUCAUCCUUAAGUUGGUUGAUGACAAGAAAAGCUCAGGUACAAGCACAAGCUCUUUCAGGAGCAAUAGAAUCAUCAGAAUUUGGAGGAAAAUUUUUUGAAAGAUUAAAAAAUGACUUGGCAAAUGCAGCCGGUACUCCUUCAGAUGCUGGAGCAAAUAGUGCUUUAUUCAAUUGGGCAAUGCCUAAAAUUAUUUAUGCAUCUCGAACCCAUUCACAGUUGUCACAAGUAAUGCAAGAAUUAAAACGGACUGCAUACAAACAUCUUAAAGUGGCAGUCAUUGGAUCUAGAGAUCAACUUUGUAUUCAUCCAGAAGUAUCUAAAGAGCAAAAUUCUGCUGAUAAAAUACACCUUUGUCAACUUAAAGUGCGAUCAAGGACUUGUUUGUAUCACAAUAAUGUUGAACUAAGAAAAGAUGAUCCUGUAUUUAAAGAUAAAAUUUGUGAUAUUGAAGACCUUGUGAAGGCUGGAAAUAAAAUGAAAUGUUGUCCUUAUUUUAUGGCUAAAGAAUUAAAACAAAGUGCAGAUAUCACUUUUAUGCCUUACAAUUAUCUCUUAGAUCCAAAAACAAGAAGAUCUCAAGGAAUAGAUUUACAAAAUCAUGUUAUUUUACUCGACGAAGCUCAUAAUGUUGAAAAAACAUGUGAAGAUGCAGCUUCUCUUGAUCUCAGCAGCACUGAUAUUGCACUGUGCAUUGACGAAAUAACAGCAGUAAUGAAGCGUAUCGCUGACGAAUCUACAAAAGGUGAAGAUGGCGAUUUUAAUUUUGAAGACGGAUUCAACGGAGAAGCUCAAAAAGAUUUUACUGCAGAAGAUUUAUGUAUAUUAAAAAGUAUGUUUUUAUCAUUGGAAAAAGCAAUUGAUGAAAUUACUUUAAGUAAACCCGAAGGAGAUACAUUUCCUGGGAAUUAUAUAUUUGAGUUAUUACAGAAAGCAGAGUUGACACGAGGAAAAGAGGUGUUAGUUGCUGAUAAACUAGAUAAAAUCGUUUUAUGGCUUUCGACAUCAUCUACAUCACCCUUUGCACGUACGGGUCGAGCUUUACAGAAGUUCAGUGAUUUUUUGCGAACUGUAUUUAGCACAAAAUCUAAUACUGUCAAACUUUACAAUGAAGUAAAAGAUUGUUAUAAAGUUUAUAUUAGUUUAGAAAAUACGUCGAAAAAUAGUAGAUCUGAUGGAUGGAAUACAAAAAAAGUUACCAAAAAGUCUGAUGGAAAAAUAAUCAAUUAUUGGUGCUUCAGUCCUGGUUUCGGAAUGCGUCAAUUAAUUGAUCUUGGAGUGCAUUCAAUUAUUUUAACAAGUGGAACGCUGUCACCAUUGAAGCCAUUUAUAUCUGAGCUUGGAAUUCCUAUUGAUGUACAGCUAGAAAAUCCACAUAUUGUCAAAAGCUCACAGAUUUGUGUUGGUAUUUUAAAUCAAGGUCCCGAUGGUCAUCAACUCAACUGUUCAUAUAAUACUCGAAGUGAUCCAAAAUAUAUCGCAAGCUUAGGUCGAACGGUUUAUAAUUUCAGCUGUAUGAUUCCCGAUGGUCUUCUCGUUUUCUUUCCUUCCUAUCCAAUUAUGAAAAAGUGUCGAGAUGAUUGGCAAAAUUCAGGACUAUGGUCAACAAUCGCUCAAAAAAAGACUAUCUUUGUUGAGCCCCAGACCAAAGAUGGCUUUAACAAUGUAAUUAAUGAAUUUUAUGAAAAAAUACGAGAUCCACAAUCUCGAGGUGCUAUUUUUUUGGCAGUUUGUCGUGGAAAAGUCAGCGAAGGCUUAGAUUUUGCUAAUGCUAAUGGUCGAGCUGUACUGAUAAUUGGAUUGCCUUAUCCACCGAUGAUGGAUCCUAGAGUAAUGUUGAAGCAAAAAUAUCUUGAUGAAAUACGACUAAAAGAUAAAACUGCUCUUGCGGGAAAUCAAUGGUAUCAAUUGGAGGCAUCUCGUGCUGUGAAUCAAGCUAUUGGUCGCAUCAUCCGACAUGUAAAUGAUUAUGGAGCUAUAAUUUUAUGUGAUUGCCGCUUUAACAAUGCUGCAUUUAAAAGUCAAUUAUCUGCAUGGCUUCGACCCUAUAUAAAAAAUUUUUCCAAUUUUGGAAAUGUUACAAAAGAACUUCGUGAUUUUUUCAAAAAUAUCGCUGUUAAUUUUCCACAUUUGGCCGUACCUACUGAUCAACGAUUGCCUUCCAUUAAUUAUGGUGAAUCUGAUCAAGGAUUUAAAGGAGACGUAAGAGUUUUAGAGACUCAAUCUUUGAAAAAAUUAAAAACAGAAUCCGAUUUCCAAGAGAAUUUUGACAUAAACUCCUAUAAACAAUCAAAUAAUACAUCUAGUGAUCCUGAUAAAAUAAAUUCAAGUCAAUCUGCUAAUGUUGCAGGUUCUAGUAAAUCAACAAUAAAUUUUGUGACUACCAAAGUGCAAGGAAAUUGGAGUAAAACAAUUGAAACUAGAUCACAUCAAGUAACUAAGCAAAGUUCUGAUGAACCUGCAUUAAAAAAACGAAAAUUAAAAAUUCAACCAAUUAAUAUAAAAUAUAGUCCUGAAGAUUUAAAUGAUUUUGUUGACAAUAUUUCAGAUUCUACUAAUGUUAAUAUAAGUAGCUCUUCUGCUAAUGAUGAGCCAACGAAAAGUUCUAUUAAUGACAGUAAUCAAGACAAAAAGAAAAUAGGAGAAACUUAUUUGAAAGCAGUCAAAAAAUCAUUAUCAAAAGAAAAUUUCAAAAUUUUUGCACAAAUGAUUGAUGCUUAUAAAAAGAAAGGAGAUUUCGAUCAAUUAAUUAAAACUUUAGAGAUAAUUUUUUUAAAAAAUACCGGUGUUGAACACUUAUUUUUAGGUUUCAAAACUUUUUUAAAGAAACAACAUAUUGAUCAAUUUGAUGAAUAUGCAAAAAAAUCAAAUAAAAAUACUAAGUCUUCAACUAUCUCAACGUGAUAUAGAAUAAAUGUUAUUCAUAAUA
Chelonus insularis is the source of this 3214-nucleotide messenger RNA. It is a transcript of the gene Rtel1, whose product is annotated as Regulator of telomere elongation helicase 1. Gene Ontology annotation, molecular function: ATP binding; DNA polymerase binding; DNA helicase activity. Gene Ontology annotation, biological process: telomeric loop disassembly; DNA repair; DNA replication. Lineage: Eukaryota; Metazoa; Arthropoda; Insecta; Hymenoptera; Braconidae. Gene Ontology annotation, cellular component: nucleus. Bases 127 to 3189 code for a protein of 1020 amino acids. The transcript has 4 exons. The record is from RefSeq and is a predicted model, not a curated record.